UUAACUCGGUUCUACGGUUAUUUCCUGUCAGCAGUAGCAGUCAGACAGGAUUGAUUUUGGAAAAUGCGGACGCAGAUGUGAGGCUUUUCAUAAUCUUAUUUUGCUCCUCCAUGACUUGGCUCUUUUAUCAAAAAAACACUAACCUGAAUACCAAUGCGUAUGGCACUAUAGAGACAGAAGAAGCAGCAAAAGAGAGUAUUCAAGGAACAAGUCACAAAGGAAGAGAAGAGGCCCAUUAAUCUGGACUCGAGGCUGAGCAGGUCAAAAUGAGCCUAUACACUGCGAGCGGAGGUUGUGAGCACUCAAGGGAUCGCCGGCGCUCCAGUGACCGUUCACGUGACUCCUCUCAUGAGCGAGGCGAAGGCCAGCUCACCCCCUGUAUCCGCAAUGUCACCUCACCAACACGACAACAAACUAGUGACCGGGAAGGUGGCUCAUCACGGCCUAACAGCCCUAGGCCUCAAAGAGUCUCUCCCAGUGGCUCCAGUAGUCGCAACAGCAGUUUGUCCAGCACGGAGGGCACCUUUAAGAGCAUGGGCACGGGUGAAAUGGUGUUUAUUUACGAAAAUGCCAAGGAAGGCGCACGUAGCAUGCGCACCUCAGAGAGGGUCACACUUAUUGUGGACAACACGCGCUUUGUGGUGGAUCCCUCAAUCUUUACCGCACAACCGAAUACCAUGCUGGGCAGAAUGUUUGGUUCGGGGCGAGAACACAAUUUCACACGGCCCAAUGAGAAGGGGGAAUACGAGGUGGCAGAGGGCAUCAGUUCCACAGUGUUCAGAGCCAUUCUGGAUUACUACAAAACCGGGAUAAUCCGCUGUCCGGAUGGAAUCUCCAUUCCUGAGCUGAGAGAAGCAUGUGACUAUUUGUGCAUCUCUUUUGACUAUAGCACGAUCAAAUGCAGGGACCUAAGUGCUCUGAUGCAUGAGUUAUCAAAUGACGGUGCACGGCAGCAGUUUGAGUUCUACCUUGAAGAGAUGGUGCUGCCGCUGAUGGUGGCCAGUGCUCAAAGCGGAGAGAGGGAGUGUCACAUCGUUGUUCUUACAGAUGAUGAUGUGGUUGACUGGGAUGAAGAGUAUCCACCUCAGAUGGGAGAGGAGUAUUCACAGAUAAUAUACAGUACAAAACUCUACCGUUUCUUUAAGUACAUUGAAAACCGAGAUGUGGCCAAAUCUGUUUUAAAAGAACGAGGACUAAAGAAAAUUAGACUAGGCAUUGAAGGAUAUCCCACUUACAAAGAAAAAGUGAAGAAGCGGCCUGGUGGCAGGCCUGAAGUCAUUUACAACUACGUGCAAAGGCCCUUCAUCCGCAUGUCCUGGGAGAAGGAGGAGGGUAAGAGCCGGCACGUGGACUUCCAAUGUGUGAAGAGCAAAUCCAUCACAAACCUGGCAGCUGCAGCAGCCGACAUUCCACAGGACCAAUUGGUGGUGCUGCAUCCUGGCCCUCAGGUGGACGAGCUGGACAUUCUGCCCAAUCACCCUGCUCCAGGACAACACUACAGCAACAACUAUGAGCCUGACGCCGAUGCUGCCUCGCCUGCACUCUGAAUGCACACCUCUUCCUCCCCUCUGUUCUUCCUUUCCUCUCCUAUAGCAUGCUGCAGCAUGGCGCGAGAGUGACACCGUUAACCAGAUUGCCUUCUUUCACCUACUUUCGCAGCCUUAGAGCCUCAACAAGCUAGUCUACUGUAUUAUGAAAAUGUAAAAAAAAAAAAAAAAAGAGGGGACUCGAUACUGGCAUGGGCAGUGCUCUCCUGUUUUCUUUCUUUUUUUCUUACUUGACCAAAGGGGCGUUUUUUUUUUUUUUUGUUUUGAAAAGAAAAAAGCAACCUCACCUAUUUUAUAAUUGGGCUCAUUAUUAUUAUUAUUAUUAUUAUUACUUUUCCAUUUUCAUGAUAUUAUUAUUGCAUUGAUUUAUUAUAAUUUUUGGUCUUAUUUGUUUAAGGUUUUUUAAUUUUAAUUUUAUAUGUAUCCUGGGUGGUGUCACUGUGUAACUAUCAUUAAAGUUUUUUUUUUUUUCUUUUUUUCCCAACUCAAAAAAAGCUCUUGUCAAUCCCAGGUUGAUGAUUCCCCUCAAAAGCUCCUUUGUAGCUAAAGAAGUUGUUUGCCUGUUGAAUGGAUGCAGUGUUACAUUUAUGUGGUCAGAGUCCCACUGUUCAGAGCUUAAGUCAUUGCAUAAAUAAAGUUAUAACACACAGGCUUGUGUGGUAAACCUGA
Silurus meridionalis is the source of this 2216-nucleotide messenger RNA. It is a transcript of the gene btbd10b, whose product is annotated as BTB (POZ) domain containing 10b. The record is from RefSeq and is a predicted model, not a curated record. Gene Ontology annotation, molecular function: protein binding. Gene Ontology annotation, cellular component: cytoplasm. Gene Ontology annotation, biological process: positive regulation of phosphorylation. The transcript has 9 exons. NCBI's taxonomy places the organism in Eukaryota, Metazoa, Chordata, Actinopteri, Siluriformes, Siluridae. Bases 267 to 1547 code for a protein of 426 amino acids.